AUGGAUCAGCUCGAGAAAGUUAUUCAGAACAUCUCUUCAGGUCUAAUCGAUGUUGCCAAAGAUGCCUUAGAACAGGUCCAAUUUCUCCUUUCCGUAGAUGACCAACGUGGAUUGCUUGAAGACCGCAUGGAUAUGAUCAUGCAAACAGUUGGAACCCAGUUGAAGCUCCUCAGGAAUCUGCAUGGUAUCCACACAGCCAAAGGACAGGAGUUGCUGAAGGUCAUUCUCAACUUCCUUUGCCCUGUGAGUGAUUAUUACUGUUCGAGUGACACAUUCUUUCGAAUUCUUACUCUUCUUACCACUUCAUAUGUACCAUUAGGGCAUUUAUUACUGAAAAUGGGGUAUUAG
Strongylus vulgaris is the source of this 348-nucleotide messenger RNA. The record is from the annotation of a GenBank genome assembly. NCBI's taxonomy places the organism in Eukaryota, Metazoa, Nematoda, Chromadorea, Rhabditida, Strongylidae.